This is a messenger RNA of Hydractinia symbiolongicarpus, 5707 nucleotides long. Its product is annotated as uroporphyrinogen-III synthase-like. The record is from RefSeq and is a predicted model, not a curated record. Lineage: Eukaryota; Metazoa; Cnidaria; Hydrozoa; Anthoathecata; Hydractiniidae. The coding region runs from base 3656 to 4405 and encodes 249 amino acids. The transcript has a single exon. Gene Ontology annotation, molecular function: uroporphyrinogen-III synthase activity. Gene Ontology annotation, biological process: uroporphyrinogen III biosynthetic process.
UUUGUGGCCUGAAAAUUUUUUGGUCGUUCAUGAGCAUAAUUCCUCUUGUCAUCAAUUCAGAUAACUUUUAUCCACAAAACACGCCCCCUGAGCCUUCCAAGAUUUAUCCGAAUGUGUGUAUUUCAUGGACGGAAAUCCGCUAAAAGAGGGGGGAGGGGGUCUGAAUCUUAGCUGCGAUAUCCCGCUAACAGGGCCCUAAAAAAAUUUUCGAAGGCCCCAAGGAAUAGGCUAUGUGUUCAUUUUGAGCUACCCAAUUAGGGUCUGUGCUCUACGUCUGUGGUGUGGUGCACAUCCAACGGCCCACCACAUAAUGUGCCAUCUCCCCAAUUUUCGUCACAUGGCUUGGGUUAACCCUGGGGGUAUUCUGUAUUUUAGGUGAAGAGAGUGUGCAAAGCUAGACACAUUAUUUUGGAAUUUGAAGAACAAUGUUAAGAAGUUUGAGCUAAGAUAAUUUUUUGGAGCAAAAUCUAGAUAGCUAAGCUAACUUGUUAUUGCCUUUCGUUAGCUAAUUAAAGCAUUCUUCCCCCCUACAAACUAGGUUUGUUUUUACCCAGAGAAAUUUAAAAAAAAAGGUGUAGCACAAAUGCGAUUCGUCAAUUAAGCCAACUGUCAAUUUUCACUACGGCAACAAAGCUGAACCAAAUCGCCGAAUCGUACACCACUAAGAAAGAAGAUAAAUAUAUUUGAGUAAUAUUUGAUAAAAAAAUGCAAAGGGAAGAGCACAUUAAUGACAUAAAUAGAAAAAUACUAAUUAAAUAUUUUAAAAUUAGAACCAUUGCAUCUUGUUUAACACCUAACACCAAAACCUUUUUAAUAAUGCACUUGUAAUGCCAUGUGUCUGCGCCUCAGCAUAGGCUCGUGCCACCCAAAGUAGAUUGGUCAAACUAGAAAAACAAUUUAAAUGUGUCCAUACCUUUCUUGGGAAAGAAAGGGAAUAUUCAUUAAAUAACUUUAUACUCUCAAGACUGAUGCCAUGUUAGUAUUCAAAGCCAUGAAUCGCAUUGCUCCUAAUUACAUCUGCUCGAAAUUCUUUUUGACAAAAAAACUGCCACAAUUACUGUGCCAAACAGAGGAGCUUCUAAAAACAGGUUCACAUUUCCUUUGGUCAACACGUAAUUUGGCAAAAGAGCCUUCCCGUUUAGAGCUGCAAAAGUGUGAAAUAAUCUUUCAGACCAAGUGACCUGUAAUGGAAGGCUGCGGCAAAUUCUAAUGGAGAUCACUUUUUAAUUUUUGUUUUUAAUUCUUUUUCCUUUCAUUUUUCACAGAUUAAAAAUGUUACUAUGUUUGAUUGAGCUGAGGUAUAGUCUAGGGUUCUUUUUUGUUUCAGUAGCCCAUAGUGGAAACAAUCCACCAACUAUAUAGGUUUUUGAGAAUUUCUGGUCUUUUAUUAUUAUUUAUUUACCAUAUUCCAUAAAAGGUAAUGGUUCCCCUGUGUUGAAAAAGUGUUACAUGUUCAUAUUUAUUCUACGAUCUCCACACAUUUAAUAUUGAAAAAAGACAGAAUAAAUUUUCAAAUAAAUGGUCAAUGGCUGCCAAACAUUCCCUAUGUGUUAAAUUCAACUGUUUUUCCCUAUGUUAUAACAGAGAAAUUGUACUUAUAAUUUGCCACAGAUGUUGAACUUUGUGACAGCAAAAAUGUCAGAUUUUUUUAAUGUUUUUUUGUAGAAAUUAGAAAGAAGCAAUGUGUAUAAUAAAUUAUAAAUAAAACUAAAAAACAUGUGACACCUCUUUCAUGAAUCUUUUGUAUAUCUUCUCAUUUGUAAUAAAGUAAUUAUUCAACUAUGCAAGCAAAUUCAAAACGAAAGACCAGCAGUAAUUGAUUUGUGUAUGUUGUGCAAACUGACUCCUAUCACAGUCAGAAUGAUGACGAAACAGAAACAAAGAUUAUUAUUACAGGUGUUUUACAGUGUUUAAUGUACUGUAUUUGUUAAGGUGUGAGUAAGGGAAAAGUGCGAUGUUUUAAAAUAGCUCCUAAUAAAAUUACGUGAAAAUGGUAAUAUUGUUGUUUAAUAUUUUCUGAAAGAUUAUAAAAUUGCCUAAAAAAUUAUUGGGAACGAAAUAAAAUUGAAGUUGUUAAAGGACACUAAAAAAAAUGACCUCUCCUUUACUAAUACAUCUCCAUUUACAAAACUUUUAGUUUUUCAUAAUUGAUGUUCACAGUUUUGUAAUCACAUCACAUUGAUCUAUAAAAACGAUCUGAAAAUUGUAGUGUAAUUUUCCGUAUUGAAGAUAUUUUCCAUUAACUUUUUUUAUCGAAUUACAAACCAUAAUUCGCUAAAAAAUUGUCAUAACUCGAGAUCUCUUCACACUUACGAAUUAAAUUUAAAAUCGUUUUUAGAUAUAACAUAUGUCUUUGAAAGCUGCUCACCCUCCACCUUGUAGCUUUUAUUGUUUUGUAAAUGGAGAUGAAAAGGCUAGCAGUACUAACACAAAAAAUGAACAUUGCGAAAAAGAGCUUUAAAGAUUUUUAAAAAUAUCAUCACUUUCGUAUAGUUAAAUGGUCGCUACUGGUAUUUUUCACAACUUCUCUACAACACGCGUCUCUGCUCAUAUUCGCACUUAAAACAUAUUCACAAGAAGAGAGAUGGGCAAAGUAAAAAUAAACAAAAAGGAAAAAAUGUUACAAAACCUGAUGGAAUAGAGAUUAAAAAGAAUGAUAUGAUAACAUAAAUGUCUGAGUCGUAUUCGCUAUCGCUGAAUAAAACAUCCAUUAUUUUCUUUCGACUUACACUUUUGUUCAAUUUGCGUAUUAUUUUUUAUUUUAAAUCUUCGCUUGGCCGGAGCUUAAAACUCUUUGUUCUAAUUUUUUUUCUCUUUUUUGAAGGAGCAGAAGCUUUAUGACAAUAAGUAGACAUUUUUUAAUAUUUUAUAUAGCUUGAUGUUGUUAGUGUUGCUCGCUUGUAAAAAAAACUUUUUCCUGAAAAAGCAUUAAUGAAAGUCAAAGUGAAAAAAGUGAUUUUUAAUUGAUUGGAUAAAAACAAACAAUCGUUAAAAGAAAAGCGAUACAAAGAAAUUCAAUGGUAUCGUUUUUUACAACGGGUGUGAUUACGUUAUUGUUACAAACUAUGCUCAUAUCACAGUUUAUUCCCAAAGUGAGAAAUAUAAAAAUUUACACCUACAUUUGAACUUUUUAGCACGUUCAGCUGGAAAACAAAUGAUGAGGAUUGUGUUUUUGGAAAAAAGGCGCAUUUCUAUCCUUUAUAAAAAAAUUAAUUCACCAUUAAAAAGUUAAUUUUUUAUUUUUAUAAAAGAAAUUAAAAAAAAGCAAAAAAAAACUAUUUUUUUCCCUUACACCUUAAGUUUAUUAAGAACUCUCAGGCUUCAUGCAAACAAAGAUUUUUUGUGUCACCUUGUCACAUCAUCUGACUGAAUUGUCUCAACUCUGAAUUACAUGGAAAGGAUUUGCUAAUUAUAAGUUUUCCAAUCAAAAGCACUUUAAGACAAAAACUUUUUGCAUUGAAUAAAAUAGGUAUACUCUGUAACAAGUUGUCUUGGUUAAAUAUUUUUUGUGACUACUUUUAACUAAAUUAAACUUACGUUGUUUUCCACAGAAACAGUAUCACAGGGAUUUUUUAAUCCAAUAAAAAAUAUGGAAAUAAGUUACUAUAAGGUUUGUUGAUGUGAAAUAUAGUUCCAAUUAUUAGGUUUUACUAAAAUGGAUGUUCUUCUGUUGCGUGAAAAAGAUGGAGAGAACGAUAAAUACCACACCUUGUUCAAAGAAAAUGGUUACAAUGCAACAUCUAUUCCUGUGCUUGAUUUUAUGUUUUGUAAUUUGGAAAUACUAACUGACAUAAUUAGUAAUAUUAGCGAUUAUUCUGGUGUUAUUUUUACAAGUAAACGAGCCAUCACUGCAUUUUCAAAUUGUUGCAGCUCAUCUGACAUACAAUAUAUAUCGAAGCUUUCUGAUUUCAAUAUUUAUGUUGUUGGUCAUUCUUCUGCUGCAAGUUUGACAAAAUUGGGAUUAAAAUGCAUUGGUGAAAAUACUGGUAAUGCAGAGGAACUGUCAGAGUUGAUCAUAUCAAAGGAACAAGAAGUGCACAAACCAUUUUUAUUUCCUUGUGGAAAUUUAGCAAAAGAAACUAUACCAACAAAACUUGCUGAGAAAAAGAUAUCAGUUAAAAGUGUAUCAUGUUAUACAACAGUUCCCAACAAGCAGUUUAUUUCGAAAUUUAAAUUGUUUUUGGAGAAGUCGAUACCAGAUUAUAUUGCAUAUUUUAGUCCUUCAGGUGUAGACUUUUAUUUUUCACAGAUAAAGGAACUUCUAGGUGACAUUACUGUUGUCAAAUUUUUAUGUAUUGGAAGGACUACAGAAAAAGCUUUAAAAAACUUUGACACAGAUGUUUAUGGUGUUGCAAAAAAACCUACUGCUCAAGGAUUAUUGGAUGCUAUAAAAAAAGGGAGCUGAAUUGUAACUAUGUUGUUAAUUUCAUAGCAAAUGUGCGUAAUUCCUUUAUUUAAUAAAAUGUUUUGUGUUUUUUUUGUAUAUAAUUAUAGUUUGCCAAUUUGAAUUUGAAGAUCAAAGUAUAGUAAUCGCAUAACUGAAUUAACUUUAGCUGCCAGUACUGGAAUAUUUCAGUGUGGAAUAUAUUUUUCUGUUUUUAAAUUGUUGUCUUUUUCUUUAACAUGGCUUCCAUCUGAAGAUUGAAAUUGGUGGUAUACCAGGCUACUAUGGUAAAAAGGUGAUUUGAUAUGAUCCUAAUACUCUUCGCUGAUGUAGGUUUCACAAAUAAUUGCAGGCUCCCCUGGUAAAAUUAAACUGGCCCAGUUGAAGUAAAAAAUUAACAAAAUGGUAGAAAUAAAAUGUAUUUUAUUUUUUAACGUAGCCUAGAAUAAACUCGCUUGUUCAUGACAUGAUAAUAUUUUUAUAUUAUUCAAUGUAAUUUGUUCUUUGCUGUGUUUUUAAAAUGUAAGUCAAAUUUAACAUUUUUUAACAUUAUUUUCUUAUAUAACAAAUGGUGAAAGUCACUUGCAAAUCUCAUUUUUUUAAAUUUUUUUAAUAAAUUCUAAAAUAUUAGGGAAGUUAUAUCAGUCAUGUGUCGAAAUUAUGCACAGUAGUUUCUAUUGAUGAAAUAAAGUUAUAUAUCAAUAUAUAUAUCAGUUAUAUAUCAAAAAUUAAAUUAUAAAUUGAUAAAGUUAAUUAACACGGUUAUAUACCUAGGAGAAAUUCAUGCAAUUUUGAGGAUUACCAGAGACUUCCUAAGGAAAACCUGUAGUCGCACCCGAAUUCCCAAUUUGACGUCAAUUCUUAUAUAAUGUCUGGAGCAAAUUGUUAUUCAGUUUUAAAUCAGAAUUAAAAAAAAAAGAUUUUCAAAGAGUGAGUAUAAGCCAUUACAAAAAACACUUGUCAAAACCAACGUUUGUUAUUCCAAAAAAAAUUAUUUUGUUGUUUAUAUAUCCAAUAUUACUUGUAGUUGCUUAGCAAUCUUGUAUAAUUAAACAGCAAUAUAGAAAAAACAUUGUGUUGGAGAAAUUUACAAGGGUAUUGUGUAAAGCUUGAUGUGCUGUAUUUUUGAUUAAGACAAAAUAAAGGUUAGGUAGCUGACACCCUGCUGUUGUGGUUUGUGGUGUAGCUCUCGUGAUUUGAGCUAAUUUGGUCUCAACUGAUCCCUAAUUGCCACAAGGCUAGAGAUGAUUUCAGUUAUUUUCACUUGUUUUCACUUGGCCUCAAACUUUUGGGUGCAAUGCAAUAGCUUCACUAAAAUUAAAA